UGAGACUUGGUACCACGAUCCAGUUAUUUCCAAAAGGAAAAGGCAAAGGUUUGGUAGGCUGUACCGUUGUCAAUGGACAGUCCACAGGAAGGACCCAGGCAGACCUGUGCUGCUGGAUGUCCCCAGGACAAAGGUUCAAGCAGGAGUAGAGACCCCAGCUGCCUCUCUGGGUUUCCCAUCCAAACCAACACUGCCUUAUUCCAGAAUCUUAAAAAAGUCCAGUUGUGACACCUGGGUACUGACACCUCAAGUGCUGCCUUUUAGGGGACCCCUCCCCUAAGCCCAGCGCGAGGAAACCCAGGACUAGGGAACAGGAAAGAGAUCUGUGACCGAGAGCCUGCGGCUCACCUCUCACUCUUCAAGGGAGGAGAUACAGCUGUGGAAGCAAGUCACCUGGCUAAAGAGGGCCAGAGGCAGGCAGCUCGAGCCCUUGAGCUGGGAAGUGAGUCUCCCAUUGUCAGAAAGAUGGUGGGGGUUCUGGCACUGUCUCCUGGUGUAAAUACCAGGGCUGGUGCCUGGCAUAAAAGAAAAGAGAUUGGGUCCCUGAGUCUGGAAAACUGGAGUCCGCCUGAGCAGACCAGGGACACAGCAGGGGCGACUGGGGCCUUGGCAACACUUGCUGCUGGGUGGGAAACUGUGAACAGCCAAAGAAUGUUGUUGGCUUCCAUGAGGCCAGGGGAGGCUGCCCAAGUCCUUGGAGAGAGGCAGCCAGCCCAGGAGCAGGGCAGGGCCUCAUCCUAGAAAUCUAGGCUCCUUUUUGAACACCAGGGACUUUCUCCCCAGCAGCUAGAUAGGUAGACCAGGAACACUAGAUCCUGAAGCUCCUGGAGAGAUGAGUCUCCCCUUAUCUCUGUCUGUCCCCCUUAUCUCGGAUUGGACGACAUCCAGGCAGUAUUAACAACACUGCACAGUUGAAGUGCCAAGGCACCUGUGCCAUACAACCCGUACAACCGUGGCUGGAGGCCUUCUGAUCCCUGAGGUCAGUCUUGGAGGAUUAAGGCAACAUCCAGCCCUUUAAAGUGCUCCCAAGAGUUCAAACAGGGAGUGGUUUUCAGAACAAGCUAUACAACCAAGCCUCAAGUACUUCCCAACCCGGGCACCAAAGUCAAGUGUAGGAGUCUGUCCUGUCUGACAACAUACAUCCUAUCUGCCAUACAUACCCCUGGUCCAGCACCCGAGAAGCAGAGGUAGGUGAAGCAAGAGUUGAGGGCCAUCCUGACUAAUGGUAAGUUUGGGAGCCGGCCUGGGCUAUAGAAGACCCUGCCUCCAAACAAACAAAACAAAACUCCCUCAGGUACUUGGCUCUGGGUUUGAUGGUCAGGGCAGUCUUGGAAGAGAGCAGGAGUUUGUGAGCCACCCACCUUCCCAAAGUCUACCCCAAGCUCCAAGCUAGCUUGGGCUCUGAGGAUGGGCCCACACUCUCAGCAGAAGCAUCUCCUGAACCUCCUCGCUCCUCCCCCUCUCCUGCCUGGCUGUCGCUGCAGCCACUGCGGGGCCAGACAGCUGACUUCCAAUUGCCAGCUCCUGGGCACUGACUGUGCAAUCCUCCCUUAGCUGGAUGACAGGUUUCUGGAACAACCACCUGGGGCACCCCUCACAAUGAGACCCAGCAGGAGAAGGCCGUCUCUACCUGGCUAACCCUUGCUCUCAUUCCAUUCCUGCGGGGGCCACCAUCUCCAGCCAGUCCCAGCUGCCCGUGCCGGUCACCCGAUCCACCCAGUAACCCUGCAAACUUUAUGGUAUUCUGGGCGGUGGCUGGCCUGGUGGAGGCGGGGGCUUCUACUUAAAGGAGCCGUCAGAGGGUGCCCCGUGGGCCCUAGCCUGCUUCCCUUCCCCAGGACAAGAGGGGUCAAGGUGGGAGACACCUUUGCAGAGUUCUUGGUGGAGUGGGGGAAGGCAGCAGCCGUGUCAGCCUCACAGACUUCUAGAACUGAGAAGAGGCUCAGAUCCUGGGGCAGAGUCCAGGGCUGCUGAAGGCUCCUCCACACACGCCCGCUGAACCCUGAGCGCCCUGAGCUGCCGGCAUGGGGCGGGCUGAGGCCGCCGCCAUGAUCCCAGGCCUGGCCCUUCUCUGGGUAGCAGGGCUGGGGGAUGCUUCCCCUAACCUUCCCCGCCUUCGGCUCUCUUUUCAAGAAUUACAGGCCCGGCAUGGUGUCCGAACCUUCAGGCUGGAGCGGACGUGCUGUUAUGAAGCCUUGCUGGUGGAUGAGGAGCGUGGACGCCUGUUUGUGGGUGCCGAGAACCAUGUGGCUUCCCUCAGCCUGGACAACAUCAGCAAGCGAGCCAAGAAGCUGGCUUGGCCGGCCCCCGUGGAAUGGCGUGAAGAAUGCAACUGGGCAGGGAAGGACAUUGGUAAGGAGUGCAUGAACUUCGUGAAGCUGCUGCAUGCCUACAACCACACUCACUUGCUGGCCUGUGGCACAGGGGCCUUCCACCCAACCUGUGCAUUUGUGGAGGUGGGCCACCGGCUGGAGGAACCCAUGCUCCAACUGGACCUGAGGAAACUUGAGGACGGCAAGGGGAAGAGCCCUUAUGACCCACGGCAUCGGGCUGCCUCGGUGCUGGUGGGGGAAGAGCUGUAUUCUGGGGUGGCAGCGGACCUUAUGGGCCGGGACUUUACCAUCUUUCGAAGCCUGGGUCAGAAUCCGAGUCUCCGAACAGAGCCCCAUGAUUCCCGCUGGCUCAAUGAACCCAAGUUUGUUAAGGUCUUUUGGAUCCCAGAGAGCGAGAACCCUGAUGACGAUAAAAUCUAUUUCUUCUUCCGCGAGUCCGCUGUGGAAGCAGCACCAGCAAUGGGGCGCAUGACUGUGUCUCGCGUGGGCCAGAUCUGCCGGAAUGACCUGGGUGGACAGAGGAGCUUGGUCAACAAAUGGACCACAUUUCUGAAGGCGCGGCUUGUAUGCUCAGUACCUGGAGUCGAGGGUGACACCCACUUUGACCAACUUCAGGAUGUUUUCCUUUUGUCCUCCCGAGACCGGCAGACACCUCUUCUCUAUGCCAUCUUCUCCACCUCCAGUGGCGUCUUCCAGGGCUCUGCUGUGUGUGUGUACAGCAUGAACGAUGUGCGCCGAGCCUUCUUGGGACCUUUCGCUCACAAAGAGGGGCCCACACAUCAGUGGGUGUCCUACCAGGGUCGUGUCCCCUACCCAAGACCCGGCAUGUGUCCCAGCAAGACCUUUGGCACCUUCAGCUCCACCAAGGACUUCCCAGAUGACGUUAUCCAGUUUGCUCGGAACCACCCUCUCAUGUACAACUCUGUCCUGCCCAUGGGGGGGCGCCCUCUCUUCUUACAAGUGGGAGCUGGGUACACCUUCACCCAAAUCACUGCAGACCGAGUAGCAGCUGCUGAUGGACACUACGAUGUUCUCUUCAUUGGGACAGAUGUGGGCACAGUGCUGAAAGUGAUCUCGGUCCCCAAGGGCAGCCGACCGAACUCUGAAGGACUUCUCCUGGAAGAGCUGCAGGUUUUUGAGGACUCUGCCGCAGUCACCAGUAUGCAAAUCUCCUCUAAAAGGCACCAGCUCUAUGUAGCAUCACCCAGCGCAGUGGCCCAGAUUGCUUUGCACCGCUGCACGGCCCUAGGCCGCGCCUGCGCAGAAUGCUGCUUGGCCCGUGACCCUUACUGCGCCUGGGAUGGAUCAGCCUGCACACGCUUUCAGCCUACUGCCAAGAGACGGUUCCGGAGGCAAGACAUAAGGAAUGGCGACCCCAGCACCCUGUGCUCUGGGGACUCCGCUCACUCUGUGCUGCUGGAGAGGAAGGUCUUAGGCGUGGAGAGCGGCAGCGCGUUUCUGGAGUGUGAGCCCCGCUCACUCCAGGCGCAUGUGGAGUGGACCUUCCAUCGUGUUGGGGAGGCAGCUCACACCCAGGUGCUGGCUGAGGGGCGGGUAGAGCGCACAGCACGGGGGCUGCUGUUGCGUGGUCUGCGGCGCCAGGACUCUGGGGUGUACCUGUGCGUCGCGGUUGAACAAGGCUUUUCACAACCACUGCGUCGCCUGGUGCUGCAUGUGUUGAGUGCGGCACAGGCCGAACGACUGGCACGGGCCGAGGACGCAGCAGCUCCUGCACCUCCAGGCCCUAAACUCUGGUACCGAGACUUUCUGCAGUUGGUGGAGCCAGGCGGCGGAGGAGCAAACUCCUUGCGAAUGUGCCGCCCGCAGCCCGGACCCCACUCUGUGGCAGCAGAUUCAGGUCGUAAGGGUCGCAACAGACGGAUGCACGUCUCUGAGUUUCGUGCUGAGCGUGGACCACGUAGUGCAGCUCACUGGUGACUCGACUGUCCCCACAAUGGAGACCAGGCUGGAUAUGACACUUCGAAGAGGGGGCAGACAGAUACCAGGAAGACAAAUGAGUUGUGGCUGGGGCACUCUGAGGUCCUUGGGCCAAAGGAGACACCUAACCCCUACAUAGGCCCUGGCCAAAAGGUAGCUUAUUUAUUAACAAGAUAACCCGUGGAUGUAGCCCCGAAGAGUGGCUCAAGCUCAAUUCAGGAUCUAACCAGGAGGGAGGGGACAGAGAAGUGGGGUUCCAGAGGGGACCAGGACCGGAGAGUUAUCUUGGGUGGCAGCCUUGGGGAAAGCGUUCUUUUUCUUGGGCAGUGAGCAGAAAGCUGUGAAAAGAUUAGGCCGUUGGGUGUGGGCUGAAGCAGGCCAACUGUACUAAAGUAACAAAAUAAACACAUUAUCAGCUGACAGAGUGGCCCCAGCAGACAACAGACCUUGCUGGGGGUCUCUGGCAUCGUUCUAGCAGUCUCAAGGCUUGCAUUUUCCUCAUCCAAGAAUGCUGAAGUGAAGGUUAAACAUGUUAGUUGAUGUUACACUGGUUCCAGUGAGCCUCUGGGGUACUGGCAUGCACAACGCAUUAGUGGCAGGGCCAAGCUCUCUGAAGUAUAAACAAACAAACAAACUAACAAUACUGGACGUUGUGGGCAAGGAUGUAUUAACUCACUGAACAGGCGACAUUUGAGCUGAACGAUAAGAAGGAGCCAGUCACAGAUGUCUGGUGACAGAACAUUCCAGGAUAGAAGAACCAGUGCAAAGUCUUGGAGCAGGGGACGGAACUAACAACCAGGAACAAGCAGGAGGCUGGUAUGGCACUAUGGAUUCCAGAUGGUUUGGAAGGUAGACCCCGCCACAGCCUUGCUUUGCGCCUUUGAAAAGGAGCAGAACAGAGUCCACCCACAGACUAAGGCCUGCAAGCUGGACCAGUACUCUUCAAGAGUGAGCAACCUGCCUCCACGUGGCCUGUUAAGCUCUUGUGGAGAGGAGAGGGAGGAACAAGACCUCUUGUGUCUAAAUGCUUUAGUCAUGCCUCUGCAUUUUUAUUCUCAGUACAGUUAGUUGGCCAGGAACGAUUGUUCCUGUUUUACAGAAGGAAAAGCAGAGGCCACGCCUAAAGUUCUUUUUACAUAAGGUUAUAGUUUAAUACUAGACACAGCAGCUUCUAAUCCCAGUUCUGUACAUUGGCCAGCAUGGGUGCCCACUUGCAGGACUGCCAGAUCCUUUGUAGCAUUGGGCUCCAGUUGCGCCCCACCUCCACCCCCAAUAUCUGGUAUUAGAUGGUCACACAGUGGUGGGGGUGGUCAUCUCCCACUUGCUGGAAGGAGAUGGCUGGUCUGUGGGAGUGAGGGAUGGCUGAGUGAACCUGUGCAGGGUUCCUUGUCUAUCAUGCUACAUGGUACAUGCUGCAUGCUGAUCUGCGGGAUGAAGGCCCCCAAGUCUAGGUGAAUAGAGUUGGUAUGGUUUUCUGAGAAGUUCCUCGUGCCCGUGUGCUAGCAGAGGCUUGCUCUUGGCUAAGUCCCAUCCCCAAGUAGGUAGUCUAGGCCGGCCCGUCUAGGUCACUCUGCCCCUUUCGUGGUUCGGAGCUGCCCCCUCUAAAUAUAGUCCAGGGAAAGUGAGCUCAGGCCUAUUUUAAGACCAGGUUGGGAGGCAGCCAGGCCUCUCCCAGAAUCUGAAAGGAGCCACUGCUGCCUUUGUCAAGUUCUGCUCCUGGGCACUCUCAUUGGGCCCUGACUACCUACCAACUGCCAUGCCCGAGGAGACCCAAGAAGGUAGGAGAGGGUGGCCACUGGGGAGGACGGGCUCUAGUUCUAUGGCUCACGGAGAGACCUGGCUUCAUGAGGAGACCUCUCAGCCUUUUCGUACCUCACUCCUGGGAAUCUAUCCCUAUGCAUGGCGAAAGAAUGGGCCUGUCAUACUUAGAACUCCUCCCCACCUAAGGUCCUGCCUCAGGGAGGGAUUCAAUGCUCUCCACUUAGGAAUGGGUCUGCGUAGGCCGUGCCCAAGUGGGUGUAGGCAUCUGCGGGGAGCUCCCAAGCAGUUCAGCUCUUCCUUCAUCGAAGGAGCCAGGAUUGGGAUGAAGACUGGAUCCAGGGAGCAUUGGCCAUCUGGCCCAGGGGCCUAUGAAGUAGACAGGUCUGUCCCAAGUCUCUCAGCCUGGUCAAGACUGACACUUAGCCAGUGAAGUGCCUUUAUCUGCUGAGCCAUCCUGUCCCCCUCAAUAUUUUAUACUACAGAGAAAGGGCCUGCCCUCUACUAAGGGAUGACGUUUACCUUCUUGGGAGGAGAGGGGGAAGACUUAACUGUAACAUUUACCAUGUGUCUUUUUCUGUAGCAAAUAAAACAUGUUCAAAUAUAA
Messenger RNA from Mastomys coucha (southern multimammate mouse), 6636 nucleotides. RefSeq names its product semaphorin 3B (gene Sema3b). Bases 2025 to 4271 code for a protein of 748 amino acids. Gene Ontology annotation, molecular function: semaphorin receptor binding; chemorepellent activity. The record is from RefSeq and is a predicted model, not a curated record. Gene Ontology annotation, biological process: negative chemotaxis; semaphorin-plexin signaling pathway; positive regulation of cell migration. The transcript has 20 exons. NCBI's taxonomy places the organism in Eukaryota, Metazoa, Chordata, Mammalia, Rodentia, Muridae.